Colletotrichum orchidophilum is the source of this 1317-nucleotide messenger RNA. RefSeq names its product tRNA (Adenine-N(1)-)-methyltransferase. Gene Ontology annotation, biological process: tRNA methylation. The transcript has 3 exons. Bases 1 to 1317 code for a protein of 438 amino acids. Gene Ontology annotation, cellular component: tRNA (m1A) methyltransferase complex. NCBI's taxonomy places the organism in Eukaryota, Fungi, Ascomycota, Sordariomycetes, Glomerellales, Glomerellaceae. The record is from RefSeq and is a predicted model, not a curated record.
AUGAUGCUGCCGAGACACGUGCCAUUGAGUCUUUUGAGGCGAACCAAACCGUCGCUGCGACGCCCCUACAGCUCUGGCCAUGCCAUCAGAGAACAUGAUGUGAUUAUCCUACGCCAACGAGGGACCAAGGAGCCCAAAUUUCACCUCUCGCCCCCUCUGCGAACCGACACAGUGAUCAAACUCUCUUACGGCAGUAAAGUCAACGGCUCCGACAUCAUUGGCAAGACCUUUUCCGACUCGAUCAAGGACAGCAGCGGCCGCAAUGUGCGAUUCCUCGAGGCGUCCCUUGGGCAAUACGUCGCCAACUCCCCGCGCGUGGCGACACCGAUCUAUCCCCAGGACGCCAACCUCAUCGUGUCCUUCCUCGAUCUUAACCUCCCGGUGCCCGGUGAGGACCCGGACUUUGACGCCGGCCCGCCCGUCGAGAUCUUCGAGGCCGGCACGGGCAUGGGUGCCCUGACGCUGCAUAUUGCGCGGGCGAUCCACGGCGCGAACCCGCCCCUGCCGCCUCGCCUGCGCGACGCAUUAUGCACCGCUCCGUACGCUAGACACACCUUACGGAAGGAAAUCGCGUCAGACGAGGUGGAGGAGGAGGAGGCGCACAAGGCUGUGCCGCACUCCAUCGAUAUAGAAGACCCGGAGCUUGCGGCGCUUUACAAGGAGCAUCUGAAGAAUCGCCGGGUGAUCCUACACACGCUGGACGUCAACCCGACGUCGAGCAGAAUGGCUCAUGGCCUCGUGAGGCACUUCAAGAGGGGCCUGUACAUCUCCGACGUCGACUUUCACGUCUGCACGAUCCGAUCGUACCUCUCAUCACGUCUAUCUCAGAAUGACGGCGAGGCGUUCCUCUCGCACGUGAUCCUCGACCUCCCCGCGUCACAGGACUACGCGGACAUCGCCGUCAAGGCCCUCCAACCCGACGGAAAGGUCAUCAUCUUCUUCCCGUCCAUCACGCAGAUCCUCGACUUUGUGGUAUGGGCCAAGGACACAGAGCAGCCACUGGUGUUGGACCGCGUCGUGGAGCUGCAGACCUCGACGUCAGGCGAUGACAUGUUCCAGGAUGGCACGGGCGGCCGAAACUGGGACGUCAAGGUUGUGAACAUUCGCAAGGCGAUCGAGAAGGGCGAGACAGGUGCGGCGGCGAGGGGAAUUGUUUGCCGGCCCAAGGUCGGGUCGCGGAUUGUUGGCGGCGGCUUCGUUGCAGUCUUCAGCAAGUUGCUUCUGACGGCGGCCCAGCCGAAGCAGAAUCCGGAUGAGAUUGCGUCUGUCACAGAGACUGAGGUCCUGCUUGAGAAGGAAGCGCCACCAAGCUCAUAG